This is a messenger RNA of Eupeodes corollae, 3233 nucleotides long. RefSeq names its product lamin Dm0. Bases 347 to 2206 code for a protein of 619 amino acids. The transcript is spliced from 2 exons. The record is from RefSeq and is a predicted model, not a curated record. Lineage: Eukaryota; Metazoa; Arthropoda; Insecta; Diptera; Syrphidae.
UGACAUAUCGUUAAUAACCUCGCGCAUGAACUCGUUGCUGGAAAUUAGAAAAUAAUUUAACGAUAGUUUUUCUUUUUAUUGUGUGUGCGAUAAACGAAAACGACGAUUUUGUGAAUAAAACUAAAUAAAAUAUCACAUAAAAAUAAAUAUAACUUUAAAAACAAACAUCGAAGUGUAAAAUAUAAAUAAAAUCUGUCCUUACAGAUAUUUAAAUAAAUCAAUAAUCGUCAUUUAAUCGCCUUCUAGUUUGGACGAAGGAGAAACAAAAAAAAAACAAUCAAAUUAGGAAGCAUACGUAUAUACAUCAAUUUCCGAAGGCCAAUCACCUAACAAGACUUGAGGAAUAAUGUCGACUAAAGCGAAAAGAGCGGGUACAGCCACACCCCAACCUGGCGGUACAUCGACCCCACUUUUGGGCACUAGUACGCGUCCAUCAAGUCCUCUUAGUCCGACUCGUCAUAGUCGUUUGGUCGAAAAGGCCGAGUUGCAAAAUCUCAACGACCGUUUGGCCUGCUACAUUGAUCGCGUGCGCAAUUUAGAAAACGAAAAUGCUCGUCUUUCAAUUGAAGUGCAGACCACCAGGGAGACAAUUACGCGCGAAGCUUCCAACAUCAAGUCGAUGUACGAGCAUGAACUGUCCGAUGCCAGGAAGCUGCUAGAUGACACUGCCCGAGAGAAAGCAAAGCUCGAGAUCGACACAAAACGUCUGUGGGACGAGAAUGACGAGCUCAAGACUAAGCUGGAGAAGAAGAUCAAGGAGUGCACCCAUGCUGAGAACAGUGCACGCAUGUACGAAUCCAGAUGCAACGACUUAAGUACAAAAUACAACACAGCCAGUGCCGAUCGCAAAAAGGCCCUUGACGACGUUGCUGAAUUGCAGAAGGAGAACGAACGCCUUCGAAAACAACUGGAAGAGGCGCGCAAGCACCUUGAAGACGAGACCUUGGCUCGUGUUGAUCUUGAAAAUAACAUCCAAAGUCUUCGCGAAGAGUUGACUUUCAAGGACCAGAUUCAUUCGCAGGAAAUGUCAGAAACUCGCACUCGUCGGCAGGUGGAAAUCAGUGAGAUCGAUGGCCGUUUGUCGGAGCAGUACGAGGCUAAGUUGCAGCAGUCACUCCAGGAGCUCCGCGACCAAUAUGAGGGUCAAAUGCGAUCAAAUCGCGAUGAAAUUGAAAUGCUCUAUGAGAACAAGAUCAAGGGUCUGCAAAACGCCGCCAAUCGUAAUUCGAAUGCCGCUGCUUCAGCCAUUGAAGAGUUGCGCACUACUCGCACUCGUAUUGAUUCCCUUAACUCGCGCAUCGGAGAGUUGGAAUCUACAAAUGCCGCUUUGAUUUCAAGAUUGCGCGACAUGGAGAAAUUGUUGGAUCAUGAGCGCGAACGUCACAACGCUGAUUUACAUGGUCUCGAAGCCGAACUGAAUCGCAUGCGCGAAGAAAUGGCCUUGCAAUUACAAGAAUAUCAAGACCUCAUGGACAUCAAGGUUUCUCUUGACCUAGAAAUCGCAGCUUACGACAAAUUGCUUUGCGGUGAAGAAUCGCGCUUGAACAUCACUCCCUCAGCCUCUAACACAGCAACUGCUAGCAGCUUGAGCCAAUCGUUGAGAUCUACCCGUGCCACUCCCAUGAGACGUACACCAACUCGCGGACAGUCAACUGCCAGUGGAGCCUUCAAACGCAAACGCACUGUCGUUGAAGAAUCUGAAGAUCGUAGCGAAUCUGAGUAUUUCGUGACCGGAAGUGCUAAAGGAGACAUUCAAAUUUCAGAAAUCGAUCCCGAGGGCAAGUUUGUGAAACUUUACAACAAAUCCCAGAAGGAAAUCGCUAUCGGCGGCUGGCAGUUAUUGCGUUCAUGCGGAGCUGACGAGACCUCUUUCAAGUUCCAUCGUUCAGUGAAGAUUGAUGCUGGUGCAACAGUCACCGUUUGGUCAGCUGAUGCUGGAGUCGCUCAUGAGCCACCAAGCAACAUCGUUAUGAAGACCCAAAAGUGGUUCGUAGGAGACAACAUGAAGACAGUACUAUUCAACUCUGAGGGAGAGGAUGUAGCUGCUUCUGAACGCAUCAAGAAGACCGUAUCAAGUCAUGUGUCACGUCAUAGAUCCACAGCACGAGGAUUCCCAUCAACGCAUAUAACAGCCGCCGGUGCAGAUGAGGAGCUCUAUCACCAGCAAGGUGACCCACAAGGAGAAGAAAAGUGUCGUCUCAUGUAAAGGACAAAGCUCUCCUUUUAUUCUUGUUUAGUUUUCUCUUUAUUGAUUUAGCAACAAAAAGUAAACAUCGUUACUAAACGACUGAGGGCCUUACAAAUACCGUUAUUAUUAAAAUUUAUUCUUCAUAAUCAUAAUAAUUCUAAUUCUAAUUCUAAAGCUUUGGUAAAAACUGAACCAAAUUUGUAAACAUUAAACAAAAUAAACUCUCCAUACAAACUAAUACUUAAGUUACUUGUUCAUGUUCCCAAUUCACAGUAUUCUGCUAACUGAGGAACAAAAAAGACAUUUUCAAUUAAGAAACCAUCGCCUCCUCCGCCCAGUUCAAAGAUAGACAAAUAGAGAGCGCGCACAAAUUCGUUCAUGGAACGCAUUGCAAUUUACUUUUUGACUUGCUAGGUACUUUUUUUCUUGUUUUUCGUCAAAUGGAAAUUAAUUUAGUUUUUUUUUACAUAAAUAUAUAUUUUCUUACACAAAAAAAAUAUAGUGUUAACAUUAAAUUUGAUUAAAGAUUCUUUUUUAUUAUAUUUUGUUCGUGUCCUUUUUAAAUGUUUAACACAAUGUUCACUGUUUGAUUAUUUUUUUUUUUUAAUGAUUUUGCACACUUUCCUCCUCAACGUACACAAAUGUAUUAAAUACACAAAAUAGAAUUUGGUUGUUUAUCGAUAAACAAUUUACAGCCUAAAUACGACAGACGGUAUAAACAAUUUAAUACAACUUGCCACUUCAAAGCUGCAUUUGAAUAAAAAGCAAAAAUAAAGUAUUUGUUUGAUUUAAGGAAACAUUUUUGACAUUUAAACAAAACACAAUUAUUGAACUCAGACUUAAAUAGAUUUAUUAUUUUGUGUACGUAAAACUCGAUUCGUUUUAAGAAGUAUACACUUUUUCUAAAAAAAAUUUCAUUUAUUUAUCAUUAAAUGAAAACAAAAUAUCCUUAUGAAUUAAAAAUUGAAAAAAAAAGAAACUACAGAGAAGAUUGUAUUUUAUAAAAUUUUCUUUUCGCAAAAUAAAAAUCAAUAAAAAAAGUUAA